Neurospora tetraspora is the source of this 1035-nucleotide messenger RNA. RefSeq names its product ribosomal protein L21-like protein. Bases 221 to 916 code for a protein of 231 amino acids. The record is from RefSeq and is a predicted model, not a curated record. The transcript has a single exon. Gene Ontology annotation, molecular function: structural constituent of ribosome. Lineage: Eukaryota; Fungi; Ascomycota; Sordariomycetes; Sordariales; Sordariaceae. Gene Ontology annotation, cellular component: mitochondrial large ribosomal subunit; ribosome.
UUAUUUUCUGCCGGCGCAGCGGUGCCGUGUGCAACGACGUUCGCUCCAGAAACGGGGCCCGAUUUUUCCUCGCCAGCUUCGAGACGCAGUCAGGUCGCGGGAUUGCGGAGCUCCGUCCAAGCCAGAACCACCGAAGUCCGAACGAACGGCUUCCGUCACCACCUCUCGACAACUUCCCCUUCGUUGCGCCCCGAACCGCACCGCACCGCCAGUCGCAACCAUGAGCAGGGCACUUUUGCGCUCCGUCCUGGAGCUGCGCACUCCCGUCACGCGCCUCCCUCCAUCUUUCCUCCUCCCCUUCCGUCCCGCCGCUGCCGCCGCCGUCGCCGCGCCCGCCGCUCGUUUCCUCCACCAGACUGCUCAGCAAGUUGAGCCCACCAGCCAGUCCGAUGCUGCUGCUGCCGCCGCCACCCUGCUCAAGGCCACCCCACCAAAGGCCACCACCACAACACCAGAGGCUCCCGCCGCCGUUCCCACCAGCACACCAUCAGCCGGCGCCGCCGUUGCUUCCCAACAACCCCCGAUAAGCCAGCAAGUCAAGGAGCUCCUCCCCGUGCUCGCUGCGCAGCCGGGCCACUACACCACCAUCCACAUCCACGGCAAGCCGUACCUCGUGACCGAGGGCGACACGGUGAAGCUACCGUUCAAGAUGCCCGGCGUGGCACCCGGCGACGUGCUGCGCCUCAACCGGGCCUCGGUCAUCGGCAGCCGCGACCUGACGCUCCAGGGCGCGCCGUACGUGGACGAGCGCCUGUUUGAGUGCCGCGCCAUCGUCAUGGGCACCGAGAGCGAGCCGAUGCGCGUCAUGAUCAAGAAGAAGCGGAGGAACAGGAAGAAGAAGCAUGUUUUCAGCAAGCACAAGUACACGGUUUUGCGGAUCAACCAGUUGCAGAUCAAUGAUGUGUCGAACCUUUGAGUAUGAGGGGUGGCUACUGAUGAGGCGAAGGGAAGGACCAAAGAGGAAGGAGGGGAGAGGGGAGGAAACGGUGAGGUUGUAACGAAGCCGUUGAGAGGAGAUGAUGGGGCAGGGGUGGU